AAUAUAUAACGAAAAUUUUGUGCGAGUCAACUAGUGUUAUGGGAUGGAAAGUACUGAAAAACUUUAUUACUCCUAGCUCCAUUUUUAAAUUCAAAACAUGAGGUAGCGAUUGUAGAGUAAUAUUUCGGAUAGUUUAUGGAAUACGUAAAAGGCCGCGGAAUACGCGGGAGGAAAGUAUGCAAACCGGAAAUUUGGAAUCGUGUGACUGCGAAUAAGCAUAACGACAAUCGUAAGCCUGAGACGGCUCCCGUAAUAGUACAAUCACCAAUGGCGAUAUUGGCCAAACAGGACGAAAAUACGCAACCCUCAAGUGUUGAGAAUGUACCGAAAAGUGUAAAUAAUCCAAUAAAGCGCAAGAUACUGAUAAAGCCUAGAGAUAGUAAGUCAGACACGAUAGCAGUUGCUAAGCAAGUUAGUGCUCGGUUACCAGUCUAAUACUAUAAAAUGUAAGAACAUGUAUAUCGUUUGUCGUUACUUUAGAACAAUGCUGUCGACAAAAAGGCAGGUCAUCAAGGGGAUCAGGCGAGAAAAUUGGAAAUAUCAGCCAAUAUGAAAAUGCCCCGUAAUAUAAAAACCCCUUUUCAGAUUAUUGAUGAGGGUGGACAAUGGAUAGGUGACGUUUGUGCAGACUAUACUAUAGAUCAAAGUAACUAUUGUGUUGUUGGGGUUAUUGGUGGUCAAGGUGUCGGUAAGUCAACAAUAGCUUCUCUGUUAGCGUCUAAAGACAAUUCAGAAAUUUUAAAAGAUGGUCCAUUCGUAAUAAGUCCAAGGGAGAUUCGCGAAGCAGCCUUGUAUCAAACAGCUGGAAUUGAUUUAUUCAUUACCCCAGAAAGAAUGAUAAUUUUAGAUACUUAUCCGCUUCUCAGCAUUGCUCACUUCACCGAAAGCUCUCCAUUUAGAGAUUCGAAAUAUGAAAGAGGUUUAAUGGAAAAUCAAUCAGAACUACACGCAUUACAGCUCAUUCUGUUUUUGAUUAAUAUUUGUCAUUCGAUAAUAGUUGUAAGCGAUUGCGGCAUAGACUUAAAUUUAUGCCGGUUACUUCUAACGGCUGAAAUGCUGCGAUCAGAUUUAGCUGAAAAUGUAAAUCCAGAACUACCAUAUUUAGUUUUCUUGAACAAUCGAAUUUCAGUGCAAGAACUGAACAGGCACGUCUUUAGAAGUAAUGUGGAAUUGCUAAAUGAAAUGUUUUCCACCUCACAAUAUAAAAUUACAGGUGUUGAUGCACAUCGUGUAGAAUUGCCUCAUCUACGUGUAAAAAGACCAGCGAAUUUGUUUCUUUUACCAGAAAUUGAUGCAGAUAAACCUGCAGCUUUUUCCGCUGAUAGAGGUUUUGUUGACGGAAAGAUACCCCCUAUUAAAUGUUUCGUAAGAAGCUUGACUCGUCAAAUUUUGGGUUUACGUCGCUCUUAUCCACAGAAAAGUGGGCAAAGUGAGAAGGCGUGGUUGCAGUCUGCUUCCAGAGCCUGGAAUGCCUCUAAGAAGAGUAGUCUAUUAUCGGAAUUCACUCAAUUCGUACCUUGAUGGAUGUAUUCGAAAUCUCGUUGAUAAUUAGUAAAAGUGAAAUCGAUAACUUAAUUCAUGGAGUGGGUUAAACGAAGACGUUGUUUCGUUUCGUUGAAAUCGAAGUCAAAAGGCUCUCUUUUAAAUGUCAGCCACCCGGCUAAAACAUCAAAGCACCGCCAUGAACUUCUUGGCGGUUAUUAAAAACAGUAAUUAAAGCCAAAUAACUUUCUAAUACUGAAUGAUAAACGACCGCUGCUGUGUAAAAUUGGUGAAAAUCUGAAGGGCCCCACAUGCAUCUAAUCGAAAUCUUCGACAUAAAGGUGGUUAUUGGAAUUAAAAAAGGCAAGAAAUAUAAUAUCAGUAUCGCAUAAAUUUAAUAAUUCCACAAUAACCAAAUUGUUCCAUUUUCAAACAAAACCAAUUUGAGGACGGAGCAAUUAUAAACAUAUUAUAAAGCUAAGUAAUUAGACAUCAAAUUGUGAAAUAAUCUAUAUUGGAAUAUCCAGAUUUUUUUCAAUAGAAACUAGUAUUUGGAAGUGUUUUCUGUAUGUCGCCUUUUUAAAAAUGUAAAAAUUAUGGUAUUAUCCCACCCCAAUCUCUAUUUUCAAUUUUGCCUAUUUGUCAUAAUACUGUUAAUAGAGUUUAUGUUUUCGCCCUCGUUUUUAAUGAUUUCGAGGUAACUUUGGCGACAACUCGUUGUUCUGGGGAGCUAAUUGGUUGUUUACUUUUUUUUAUAGAGAACAAUAUUUUCACAAAAGUAAUGUCCAAGUAUAUCAAUUUACUCUUAAAAUCCAUAUUAAUUUCUCUGUGUUGUCUUAAUAGGUUGUGGAUGUGUCUUUGCUUAUAAUACACUUUAUUUUAUUAAUUGACCACUAUGAAAUUUUGAUAAACUAAUCAAUCACCGCGUCUUACGCGUACUUGGUGCAAUCGAUUCUAAAUGAAAAAAAUACACUAUCAACAUUAAAUAUACUAAUGAGUAACUUUAAUUCACUAUAUUCGAAAGUGCCAAGAGUUUCUUUAUCAACCCGCACUAGGUUUAUAUUUCCCUGUCAACGCAUGCGCGAA
Messenger RNA from Dimorphilus gyrociliatus, 2568 nucleotides. The record is from the annotation of a GenBank genome assembly. Lineage: Eukaryota; Metazoa; Annelida; Polychaeta; Dinophilidae.